Molecule: messenger RNA, 1911 nt
Organism: Penicilliopsis zonata CBS 506.65
Lineage: Eukaryota; Fungi; Ascomycota; Eurotiomycetes; Eurotiales; Aspergillaceae
Exons: 2
Coding region: 1-1911 (636 amino acids)
Biological process (GO): regulation of DNA-templated transcription; DNA-templated transcription
Molecular function (GO): DNA-binding transcription factor activity, RNA polymerase II-specific; zinc ion binding; DNA binding
Source: RefSeq, a predicted model, not a curated record
AUGACGACGAGGAAUAAUAACAAACGGCCCUCGGCGCCUCUUGCCUGCACCGAGUGUCGCAAGCAGCAUCUCAAGUGCGACGCUGCCCGUCCGGCGUGUUCUCGCUGCCGCAAGACCGCGCUGCCCUGCCAUUACCUGCCCUCGCGUCGGGGAGGCUGUCGACGACGCCAGAGCCAGCCGGCAGCGUCGAUAUCGGGCGUUGGUGCAUCCGUCUCAUCGCGAGUUCCAUCGGGGACAUCAUCCUCGCUCGUCUACGACACUCCUCUCGCCAUUCCGGGCCAGUUCGGAGCCUCCGGAACGCUCCCCCCAACGCCCGUCACGACCACGACGGCCUCCACCGGGGUUUGGCCUGGCGUCGUCGGGGAUGACGCUGGUCACAACAGCCACAACGAUAACAGCCGUCGCGGGCAUGACGACGCAGAGGAUAGGAUCGACGACCGGCUGGUCCGGUUGUUCUAUGAGAAUUUCCAUGGCGCCCAUCCAAUCCUGGUGCCCAGCAGUCUAUUUGCAGGGCGCAGAUACCCGCAUUUCCUGCACCUCGUCGUCGCCUUUAUCGGCUCGCAUUAUGCGCCCCCCGGCCCAAGCCAGCAGCUGCUGGGUGAGCGAGUCGCCACCGAGCUGGCCGCCAGUCCUGACCGCUCGCCGGCCAUGGUCCAGGCGCAGCUGAUGUAUGCCAUCGCGCUGUAUGCUCGAGGCCAUUCCGGAGACGCCCAGGCCGCGCUGGGUCGCAGCGUUGCCAUCGCCCUCGAGCUGGGCAUGUAUCGGCGGGACUUUGCCCCCGGUCGCGACAUCGAGGCCGAGAGCAUGCGUCGCACCUGGUGGGAGCUGUACAUUGCCGACGUCCUCAUGGCGGUCCUGCACGAGAAGAGUAUAUUCCAGUGCAGCAGCGUGCCGUACGAUGUCGCCCUGCCGUGUGAAGAGGCCGUGUAUGCCGGAGCCGGCAGCAGCAGCAGCAGCAGCAGCAGCAGCAGCAACCACAUUAUCCCCGAGCCACCAACCUUGCUGGACUUCAAACAGCGGGUGUUUGCCGCCGAUGAGCUCGCGUUCUCUUCCUUUAGCUAUCGUAUUGACGCCACGCGGAUCCUGAGUCGCGUGCUGGCCCUCAACCGCCUGCAGGAGUGCCACCGCGACCACCUGCAGGCCGUCGAGAACGCCUUGGUCAGUUGGAUCAAUCACAUCCCCGCCAAAAAGGUCGACAUCGUCGACGCCUACGGUAACGUCGACGAGAUGAUCUUCCAGGCCCACCUGACCGUCAACUACGCCGCCAUGUUGCUGCAUCUACCGCGCAGCCACCUGCAGCCCGUCCUGCCCGAGGCUGCCGCCGUGACCACCGCCGCCGCGGGAACCGCCUCUUUGUUCGCCCCCUGGAUGCCGGCCCACCGGCCUCCAUCCUUCACCCGUCUCGUCCACAGCAUCAAGGCCACCGAGGCCUCCAAACAGCUCUCGGACUUUGUCUCCGUCUGCCCCUCUGUCCACCGGCACUCGCCCUUCCUGGUCUCCGCCCUCGUUCUCUGCAGCGUCGUCCAACUGGCCACCUCGCUCAGCCACGGCGACGACUGCUUCGAUCACCAUUGCAACCGCGUCAUCCUCGUCCUCGGCUGUCUCAAGAAUCUUCGUCGCACCUGGGCCGUCGCAGACCCGGCCUACCAUCACGUCCGCACCGCCGCAGCCUCCAUCCUCGCUAACCCCAUGCGCAAGCUCUCCCCUGACCAGCUUCCUUCUUCUACUACUACUACUACUACUACUACUACUACUACUCCUGCUGCUGCAGAUUCUUCUUCUACAGCCUCCGCCACGGCCACUGCUGACCAUGACCUGGCUUCCUGUCAUGAACUGACGCCCGCGUUCAUCGAUCCAACCUGUAGCAGCACGUAUUUCUUCAACACCAUCCCAGACUUUGAUCUUACCUAG